CGCAUGCGUUAGUAUUUGUUGUGAUUUCGAACAGAAACUGAGAAAGAUGUGAGAGACGGAUUUAAUACAAGAUAUUGCCAGUCCGAAGAUGGCCAGCACAAGCUUGUUAGGGGGGUCUGGCCAUAAUGUCACUGGCUUGCCACCCAUUGUCCCAAAUCUGGCCUCAUCUCUACCUCAGCUUACAUCAGAAACCGAGCUCCAGAAACUGCUCGCUGAUGAACGGAUGAGAAGCCAGAUGCACAAAACCAACUAUGAGCAGUUAAAAGAAGAGCACAAACGGUUGCAAGAUGAAUAUGCACAAUUGGAGGAAGAGAUUAAAAGGACGGUGGAAGAGAGUAAGAUUGUACAGGAAAAGUACAAGACAAUGUACGAACAGACUCGAAGGGAACUCGGCGAGAAGAGCGCUCAAAUGGAGGAAAUCCGAAGUAGUGUAUUCACUCCCCAGCGUCUAGAAAUAAUACGAACUCAGGUAACGGAGGAAAUAUCAAAGAUUUACAAGGAACGUUAUCACAAACAGGAAGAGGAAGUGGAGGAGUAUCGUACGCUGUGUAACCAAUUAAAACACACGCUGGCCUUCACACAGUCCGAGUACGAGACCCAGAAAGCUGAGUAUCAACGGAUUAUAGAGGAAUAUAAGCUUAGUGCUGAGGCAGAGGUCACUAAUCUACGUAAAGAAAGGGAGACAACCAUCACUAAGGUGCGAGAGGAGAGCAGUCAGGACACGGAGCGUGUGCGGAUCUUACAGAAGGAGAAUGCGCAGUUACUGCUGAAACUAAAGACGUUAACCUUAGAACUGGAGGAGCUACAUGCUCAGAGAGAAAAACAGGGCUUUGAGACAGACAACAUCACCCGUGUACAGGCUAAACAGAUAACAGAGCUCUCAGCCUCCGUCAAAGGCCUCGAGACUGAGCGUGAAUCACUUCGUCGACAGCUUGACCAGUUACAGCGAGAUUUAGCUCUAACUGGUGACACUCAUAACAAGCUGACGGGGCAGAUCCACGAGCUGGAAAAAGAAAACGCUGUCUAUAAAAAUAAACUGGAGGAACUGACACACAAAAAUAAAGUAGACCUCACCAACCUCAAAAUGGAAAUGUUAAAACAGCGGGGGGAGUUAGAGAGGGAGAGAGACAAGCUACUGAAUGUGGUGGAUGAUUUACAGACAAAGUUAGAGAUAAAUAAACACACAAUUGACCAGCAAGCUCGAGCUCUGGUGGAGAAGGAGAGAGAUGCUGUCCGGCGAGUGCAGGCCGCGAGGGAGGAGGAGUUUGUAAAACUGACCAGUGUAGAGAGUGAAAAACUGGCAUUAGAGACAAAGCUGCAGGAAAUGGACCGCCGGAAGAUUGACCAGGAAGCUUACAAACAUGCCGAGAAAGAGAAAAUGGAGGAGCGGAUCCGAGCAGCAAACGAUGCAAAGGAAACAGCUGAGAGGGAACUUCUAGUCUUAAAGAGUAAAAUUGACCAUCAGAAUUCUCUACAGAACCAAAUAGAGCGAGAACGCAGUGAAAAUUCAGACUUAAAAAGUAAAAUCUCAAAACUGGAGACUGAAAUCAAUGCAUACCUGGGAAAUGAACACGAUAUGACAGAUGAUAACUUACGGCUGAGAAAUCAGGUGGAAUUACUCCGGGAGGAGAUUAAGUUGACCAAGGGUCAGCUAAAGAAAGUUCAGGACAAUCACGAUAUUAUAUUGAUGCAACAGAAGAGUGCAUUUACAGAGGAAAAAGCUCAGAUCGAUCACAGAUUACAGGAGCUCCAGGGCCAGCUAAAGGAACUCCACGGCAAAUACCAGAGGGCCCUCACAGCUUAUAAAAAGUACAAGAAGAAAAGCACACAUGUGGUGGAGCGAUUAAAAGACAAAAUAGAGAUUUUAGAGGCCAAAAAUGUGGAAAUAGAAUUGGAGAAAAAGGCGUUACAAGCCUGCGUACCUCAGGAUAUUUACAGCAAACUUAAGAAACAAUGGAAGGAUCUCCACAGGCGACACAAUGAGUUCCGUAAAGUCUUGUUGUCUAGCGUAUUCCCGGUCACUAUUGGUGAUAUGUCCUUUGCCAAUGUCACAGUUCCAGUUGAUUGCACAUUUCUACCCGGAAAUGUCAGCUUUACAGAACAGGAGAGAAAACACCAGGAAGACCUUCGUCUACUGAAGCAGAGACUCGAUCGCGUGGACAAUAACCAACAAAAACAGCUGGAAGAACUCCAGGAGAUAGCCUCCAGCACGUUCAGGGGGACCUUCCCAGAACUAGACGAGAAAAUCGGGGAAAGGGUCAUCGAGGAAAAAAUUACAGAGUCAGAGGUCAUUAUAGAACACGAGAAAAUCGUGACAAAAGACGUCAUUGUGGAGGAUGAAAGUAUGGAAAAGGCAGACUCUGAAAAAUCCAGCUGAUGACAGUGGGCCGGAAUUCAUCCUUCAUCAUACUCAUCUAACUAUUUAUCAGAUAGCAACUUGUAUUAAGAAUUUUUAGAAAGGAACAAAUACCCGAGGAAAGCUUUUCUGAGACAACAGCAUUACAAGAAAGCCUUCAUAGUUUUUCAGAAUGAAACUGGCUUUCUACACACUGUCACACUGAACACAAUGUCAUAUUUUCCCCCUCAAGUGUAAUGCAUAAAAUGUUCCCAUGUACCAGUCUAAUCAGAGAUUUUAUUUGGAAUUGCCCCGUGGAUUUGAUUUCAGUGCUGCUCGGAGCCUGGCUUGGACAAUGAUUUAGUGUAAAACGAAGGUGUUAUCUGAUCAUUCUAAACCUGUAAUUCUCUUCUCUAGCUGUGAUAUAUAAACUUAGUGGAUAUUUUCUCUACACAUGUAUUUAUAUUGUAUAUUUACAUAUUAUAUUUAUGUUUUUGUUAAUUGAUAUUGACUUUAAUCUCCAUGUGCCUUGUUGUGGAGUUGCAUAGCAAUACUGGAACAGGUGCUUUGGUCAAUGGUUUCUUUAGAACUACAUUAACAUAAAGAGAAGUAGGGUUGUGCUGUUUUAUACUGUAGUGGAAAUAUUUUUGAAGUACAAAGUGCAUCACUGAACUUUCUUAUUUCAUAUUUUUGAUACAGACUAAAUGUCAAAUGUAAAUAAAUUCUCUCUGACUUCCAACUUUCAGUCCACUUGCAACAAAUAUCUUCUAGUGCAUGGAGGUAAAGUUCAGACUGAUUUUUUUUUUUGUGAUGUAUUUUAUUACAAAAAAAAAAUAAAUGAUAAAUAAUAAA
This is a messenger RNA of Saccostrea echinata, 3187 nucleotides long. Its product is annotated as centrosomal protein of 83 kDa-like. The record is from RefSeq and is a predicted model, not a curated record. The transcript has 12 exons. Lineage: Eukaryota; Metazoa; Mollusca; Bivalvia; Ostreida; Ostreidae. Gene Ontology annotation, cellular component: centrosome. Bases 89 to 2377 code for a protein of 762 amino acids.